AUGAAUAACAAUACAACUGGUUCCGUUUUUCCCACCAUCGAUCCUACCAAUUCGACCAUCGAUUAUACUCGCCAUGUUAUCCUCACCGUCUUGACCAUCGUCUGGACUAUUUAUGUCUCCUACUAUAACUCUCGCGUGAUGGGAUUAAUCGUCACUUGGAUCUUAAAUCGAGCAGUUCACUAUGGCGAUUUUAGUAUUGGUUCUGUCUCUGUAUCAUUCCUUUCCGGAAAAAUUAUGUUUCGAGCCUUUCGAUUAGUUACCAAGGACUAUUCAAUUAGGCUAAUGCAACUAGUUUAUGAUGAAGUUGAAGCUUUUCAAGGGCUUAUUUUUGUCAUUUGGUAUCCUUUAACAGAACAUGACUUAUCUCAAUCGAGAAUUUAUGUCGUAUUGAAUGGUUUUCAGUUCCAUGUCUAUAACAGAUCCAGCGAAUAUGAUAGACUGUUUAAAUUGUUUACUAGACAAUAUGAUCUGGAAACCGGCGCAGGCAAUAAAGACUCUACAACAAGUACUCUAUCACACCACAGUUCAGUUGAAAGUAAUUUGGAAAGUACCAAAGAGAGCUUUAAUUGGCGUGAUCUAAUACCUGCAAUAAAAUUCGAUAUCACUGCUGGACGAAUUAGUUUUGGAAAUUAUUUAAUGCCCUAUACGCUACAUGCUAGAUUUGAAUCUGCUUCGUGUGUCUAUUUUACAACGGAGCCUGCAUCAAACUCUGACUUAUAUACUCAUGUCUGCAAUGGCCAAUUAAAAGCUGUGAGAGUUAUGUUUUCACCAAGUCCGGAAUAUUUGGAGUAUUUAGAGAUGCCUCCGCGAAAUAUGGGUGAAAAUAGCUUUGAAAUUCUCAAUACACGAGACAUAUGGGUUAAAUAUUAUCAAGAUAAAGCUGGUUAUGUCCCAUAUGACGGUUGUGAAGAAUCUAACAGGAGUAAUCCUGCGUGGGGUAUUGAUGUCGAAUUCGGUAAAGAUACCUCUAUACGUUAUGGGCCGUGGGUUCAUAGGCAAAAGGAUGCGCUGCAACAUUUCUUUUAUCCUAAAGAUUACCAAAAGGUGUCCGUUAGUAAUGAACAUCAGCCAGGCAGUAUAAGGACGUUUAGACAAUUUGAGAUAGGGUUAUUCUUCAGAGAUGAUGCCACUAUGGAUGUUUUGUUCUCAAAGAAUGAAGAAAUAUUCGCAGUUUACUUUUGUUUUGCGCGUGGAUCCUGUUCUUCUAUUUCGAUUCCAUUAGUUUGUUCCGAUAAUGGCUAUUCUACAAUUUCAAAAGGAACAAUUCUUAAUUUAGAGGUUUAUACUAGCUUGGAAUACAGGAAUUUUUUAAAAUGCGAUAUUUUCAACUUUAGUACCGAUUUUCAUUUUCCAAGAUGGUGGAAUGAUGAGCAACAAUGGACGUGCGAUUUAGGUUUUCAUAAGAUCACUUGGUAUUUUAUAUUUGCCCAUAAGAAAUUUUUUCAAGAUAUUAUCAGCGACUUUUCGUCAAAGAAAUGCCCUGAUUUAUACGACUUUUCACCAUAUACUAUGAAUCUCAAUAUAAGCUUAAAAGACUUUGAAAUGAUUUGGCUUGCAAACAUGAAUAACUGGAUUGAUUGCUUUUCGCAAUUUCCAGAAAACGCUGAGCUGGCUAUUUGCGGUCGAAUGAUGGAUUUAUCAAUGAAUCUCCCGUUCACGGAAUAUCUCCCGGAAAGACAACAGAUUGGAAUUACAGUACAGGUCGAUAAUGCUGUGGCCAGGCUUUACAUUCCUGAGUGUAACACAUCUCGUCGUAACUUUAUAAAUUUGGCCUAUAAUUAUGAAAAACUUUAUUCUAUGAAAUCACGUGACUCCAUUUCUGACGCAUUUCCAUUUGAAAUGCAAAGUAAAUCUAUUUGGAGUAGAAUAGCGACAAAAUCUGACGGCUGGAUAGAUUGCUGGUUUAUCCCCGUACUGGCUGCUGACGUUUCUUAUAUUUAUCACCCGGAGCCUAUUCAGCCUGACUGGCUUCCCUACGAAUUGAGCGAAAAUGAACCGGAUGUCAAUGUUGAUCCAUUAUCAUCUUUCAUGAAUAAAAGUCCAAAUAUCAUGAAAAUAGUUUUUGAUAUCGGUGGUAUUAAACCAGGAACAGAAAAUUGUACUGGAUCAAAGCUCAGACUAUUUGGCUCGUUUAUUCACUUUUUGUUAAAUGUUAAGGGAAAUUAUUUUGGGCAGUAUCAGAAAUUUUUCCCAUUUGAUCCAUAUUUUAAUGUCGAAGAUGAAGAUAUUGAAAAUUUUACAUUUGAAAGCAGUUCUCGGCCUUUUACAGUUUUAUGCUCUGUAAAUAUUUACGAUGUUGAAGCUGAUCUAGUUCAGUAUUGUGAAGAUUUGUCUGAAAUUCCUAAAGUGACUAUCAGUAAACUUGUAGUCGAAAUUUCAAAAGAAUAUAAGGAAACCCGCAUUCAAGUAAUAUCAAUGCCAAUGAUUAUUAAUGUCACGGACAAUGUUCAGCGACCUUCGCUUUAUAAAGACAUGAAUCACGGAUUUUUGAGUAUAAACGGUUUUCAUUUGCGUGUCCAUGCCAUGUUUUCUGGUGAAGGAAGACCGGUAGGUAGUUCCACAACGGAAUAUGCGUUCAUGCUAGAGGCUAAGGUAGAAAGCAUCACUGGUAAACUAACUACACCUCAGGCAAUAUCGGUCGUUAGCUUUUUCGAAAUUUUCAUACAUUUCCUUAGCAACUCUGAGAAUCAUCUUCAGUCGACAGUUCCAUCGUUAUGUCAGCACGAUCGCAUACAAAGUGCUUGUUGCGUUGAACGCGAUAAAGAUAAUAAUAACAACGAAAAUGAUAACGCUAGCAAAUGGUCAGAUUUCGAAUGCCCUGGAGAAGAUGAAUUAAGAUAUUAUAUGAUACGCUUAGGUAUUGAUCGAAUCCAAGUGCAACUCGUAGAAACUGGCUGUAUUUGUGAUCUACAGCUUAGCCAUUUACGCUUGUCCCAGUGCAGUUUGCACAGCCCCCAUAUGAACACUGGUAGAAGUGUUGUGGUUAAAAAUAUUACUCUGAAACAAUACUUACGAUCUGAAUUGAUGGAUGGUGCUGUGGCCCAGGCAGUAAAUCGAGAUAAAAAUGAAUGGUGGUUAGAAGUUGCAACCGUAGUCAUUGGCCCUAUCAAUGUUGACAUGUCGAUAAGUAUUGCGAAAAGUUAUCUAAAUUCAUAUCAGGAGAAAUGGUUAAGAAGACAUGAUAGGAAAUCAAAGCGAUUAUAUUUUUUGUGGCACAAGUCAUAUUCCAGCAUAACAAAGAUUAAAGUCUGUGGAUGUCAAGGUGGCUGUGUGUUCUUUGAUAAGAAUAUAAAAAAUUGUAACUUUUUGCGAUUUAAUAUCGAUCCGAUAGUAAAUGAAGAUGAAGAUGCCGCAACUAAUAACGGUAAAGCAGACUUAGAAAGUGGCUCAUCAGUGAAAAAUGUACCCUCACCAGGUGAUGAGGUAACAGCAAAGACAGAAACGGAAAGUGGCGAAGUUAGUUUACGUAGCAGUAAAAGGGCAUCUAAUGAGUAUCAAACUUUGAAUAGAUCAAAAGGAAGUAGUAGAUACAGUAAUGCAGAUGGAAGUGUUAAUCGUUCUGUCUCUUUUGAAAGAAAAAAACCUCAAGCUCAACACUCACAAAGUUCAGCCUUUCGGCCUUUAAACAAACAGAUUAGUUUUACAUCGGAUACGGGAGAUUUAUUCUCCAAUAGGCGAUCUAUUAUUGCUGAUUUUGAGCAGUCAUUUUCCAAACAAUUUAAUCUUAAAAACCGCGGAGAAUCAUUCGUAUCAUGUGACUCUGGCUCCGAUUCAUUAAGUUUAGCCGAUUACACUGACAGUCUAAAUACUCUCCGUCACGCGAGAUCGCUGUCAGCUGCUACUGUCGAUACUUUCCGCACUGCUCCCUCAUCGUUUUCGUCAUUACAAUCACUAGCUCAAAUGGAUGAUAAUGAUGAUGUUGCAGAUGUAACGGUAACACAUGAAAGGAUCAAGGCAGAAAUAAUACAUGAAGAAUCAAUAGAAGAUGACAUUGAUGGAAAUGAAGAUACUGUAGUAUUUGGAGUAAACUCAGUAUCUUUCGAUAGAAAAGGAGUAACUCGUCGACGGAGCAAAAGUAAUUCAAAACAAGAUGAUGGGCACAUAACAGAUUCAUUUUCUUCUAUCUAUCAUUAUUAUGUUGUAAGCUGCAACUGUAGUAACAGGCCAGAUGAUAAUACUGAUGGUGAAGAGAUCAUAGAUUUAGGCUUAGGUGAGCCUUAUAGCUUCAAAGCUGUUGGCGAUCGUACAGCUAAUAUACCAUUACUCUUUCAUCGAGAAUCGAAGGAAUCGCAGGUGAUAACUGAUAAUAGUAGUUCCGAUAUGUUAAACGCCUUAGAAGCUGACUUAGAACCGGAAUGUAGCAGAUCAACAAUCAUACUAGAUAUUCCUGAACCUAUUUCCAUCUUUAUCACACCAUUUGUAAUGAAAGCCAUUGAAUGUUAUACAAAACCGUUGGUGCCGGUGUUGCAGAACUUACACCCAUGUUGUGUGCUUAAUAAAGCACAUUCGAAGUGUAUUAAUGACACAUUAAUGAAAAAGAAACAUUUGGAUCAUAAAUUAGCAACACAAUUAAAAUGCUUUGUAUCGAUAAGAGGAAUUGACAUUGCAUUUUAUCAAGCAUUUUUAGCAGAAAAAAUAGCUUUAUCUGAAGAACUUAUCGCGAGGGAGUCUUUGCAUCAAAAUCAUGCAAAAAGUCUUCGAUCUUCUGGUGCAUCUCUGCUUGCUCUUAGCUUUGAUAGAGUGAAAGGACAAAUAAGUCAUAUACUUCGAAAUCGUAAUGUUGAUUCUAAUGUAAACAACGUGAAUGAUAAUGACUUUUUAAAAAAUGAAGCAGAUGAAGAUGUUAACAACCAGACCAAAGCACUAUCCGGUCCUUCUAUUGUUUUAGAGGAACAAGUUGCAGAGCUUAGCUCUAACCGUUUGCACUGUCAACUUCGUCGUUUACCAGUGGGAACAUCAGAUGACUUAGCAAUUAUCAACGGCUCUAAAAGUAUCAUUGCGAUACCGGAAAAUGAUUCAAGGGUUUAUUUUGUUCCCUCUUUCAACCGAGGUAUUGAUAUAGAUACCGAAGAAAUUACCAGUGAGAUAACCAAGUACAGAGAUGGAUGGAUUAUGGUUGAAUUUGGUAUAGAAGGUUUUACGGCGAAAGGUGGUCGAAUUUUCGGUCUGUCAGUUAGUGAGGUGAUAGGUACUAGCGAUAAAGAGCUCAAUUUAAAUCUUGAUAGUUAUUCGUCCAGUGAUUAUCUGUCAGAUGCUGAAAAUGUAGGUACUGUCGGUGAUAAAGCAUCUAAAACCGUUCUAACAUCCAAAGCAAAUGGUAUAAUGCAGCUUAAUCAUGUCUGGUUCAAUUUUGCAUCUCCAACACAACCUCGAAAUCUGCAUUGGUCACACCAGUUUAAUCUUCUUACCACUGUCAUUCCAGCUACAUCGGCCUGGAUUAGUACAGCAUCAAUAUCAGAAAGUUCAAUAAGGUUAUUAUUGUCACGUUAUAACUGUCGCAUUCGAGCUGUAUUCGCCUAUUUAAUGACAGAAUGUGUAGAAACAGCUGGACGAUACUUACCACUAAGGUAUGCUGGAUUAAAGCUAACUGAAAGCUCAAAUUGGUUACAAGAUAAUGAAUGUUGCCAGUUAUUGUAUAUUCUAAUUCAUUUCAUGCCUGAUGUUGAUAGUAAACGUAUGCUUACAUCAUUAAAUGAAGAUUAUGUUCCUAGCUUAAAUACUCUCCGUGGUGGAUUGUUAGCGCUAGUACGCCAAUGGAAAGCUAUCCUGGUGAGACCUGGACGCCCAGAAGCGUGUAGAAAAAAAGUAUUGGACUCCACCGGUAAAAAAUAUGGUUUAGUGCCUGCAACUGAUACUGUUGAUUCCUCGGGAAUGCCACCUGUUUCAUUGAGCUUUGUUAGUUCUACUUCACUUUACGAUGGUGCUGAAUCAAGCAGGCCUACCACUAAUUAUGAAAGUCAUGACAGAAACGAGGCUACUGUGGGUGCCAAUAAAUUUGCUAAUUUUGUCGCUUUAGCGAUGGAAAAACAAAAGAUGGAGAAAGCUACUCCUUUAAAUCCUGCACUUGAAACAGUACCUUCUACUAGUUUACAUCGUAUUUCAGAAGACUUAAGAUCAUCUGCUGAAGAUAUAAUUUCAAGGAUUCCAUCAAAAUCUGGCCAAUUAGCACAUUUAAGUUCUCUUGGAUCUCUAGAUAGUGGAAAAUAUCACCAUACUGAAGCCGACAAGUUUUCGAACGAAGAAACUGAUAUUGAAGCAUCAAAAGAUGAUCAAUCUGUGAAAGAUAUAAAUGAAAAAAUUAGCUUUCCAACAACUGGAAUACGACUUACGGAAGCCACUGUGGUAUUUCGCUCGCUAUUACGCUGUAUGGCAAUUGAUACAGGCGAUUGCAGAGAUGAACCGUAUCGUAGUACUUUAUCAUUAUCUGGCGAACUUAGAUUGCUUAGUGUCUAUGUUGUUAGUUCUAAUACAGUAUUUGAUGUUAAUACGUCUUCAUCAUACGAUAGUGACAACGUUACUGAGCCAACUGACCAUACACAUCAUGUAUCGUCAGUAUUUGUUUGUGAAGAGUUUCUUCUAGACCUUUUUAUGCAUCAAGAUCCGGUAGUUUCCUUAAAUCCGUUAUAUGAGACAAGUAUGGCGAAUAAAUUUGACAAGUCUACAUCUGGCAAUCCUAUAGGUAAACAAAAAGUGGACUUAAAGAAUCGCUGGCUAAUAAAGUUAGAAACUAAAAGAAUAACACAUGAUCUUAAUCUAUCUUUAUUGCGUCUUAUUCAUCAUUUAACAAAUAUGGUUGAGCCUUUACAACAGUACAGGAAAGAAAUAUGGGAUGAUCUUGUUGAUAGCUCGCCAGUGCUGCCGGGAGAUAGGCUUAAUAACCAACGUGUAAGCAUUGUGUCAACAAACGUUGAAAAUUUGCGAAGGAUAGCCACAAAUCGCGUUUGGCUAACCAUGUAUAAAUUAUUGGAUUGCUAUUCCGCUAUGGGGGUUUCUGAAGGAACUGCUGAUGCUGAAGUAGCGGCUAAAUUAGGCGCUGGCACAUUUCAGCAACGACUUCGAGCAGCAAGUUUAUCCACUAAAGUACCUGAAACGCCUGAUGUAGCCAGUAUACGAAGACGCGGUAUAAGAUUGCGGUUAUUUAGUGAAGCUGCAGAGGACAUGCCAGAACGUAGAAAAACUACAGCUGUUCAAUACUUACGACAGCUUCAUGCUGCUGGUGUCGAACGUGUUGAUCCAAUGUCGGUGAUUUGCGUUAUUAAAGUGCAGGAAAUUAGUGUAACUGCCAAUGUUGGAAGAUUACAUCUGAAAGCAACAAUCGCGAGAAGUCAUUUUUCUGCAACUUACCGAAUGAAACAACCUGUCGUAAUUGGUGUCGUUAAGAAGCCAAAAACAAGAAAUGAUCUAUUGCAUUCCACCCAUUCCUCAUUUGUCGGAAAUGUGGGAGAUACUGAAAUACUUCUUCUGGAACUAGAAAAGAAACAGGCUAAAGAGAGGAUCAUUGUUUGUUGCAAUGUCAACGCUUCUAAAUUUCUUUUGUCGUCCAUCACGCAUACUGGUAAAGUUUCUAAAUCUCGCUAUCGUAACAAACAUUCCGGAAUAAUUUUUAUUGGUGCUAUGUUACUGGAUAUUCCACAACAUCCGGCAUCUUUGCAACAUGUGGUAGAAAGAAGUACUCGUACAAUUACGCAGACCAUGUCAGAAUUUUAUUCCUCUAAUAGGAAUGAUAUAAUAAGCAGAUCAAACGAUAUAAGGUCACUCCUCAAACCUACAAGUCAAAGGAAGCACACAGAUACGCCACAACAGUUAAAUACUGAACAUAGUGCUGUAUCAGCUUAUUCUAAAAAAGGAAAUGCCAAAGUUAGUAGUGAAUGGCCAAUAGAAACUUGGCAAUUUAGGGUUAAUAUUAGCAAUGUUGUGCUCGGUGCUGCGUUACUGCCAUCUUUACGCGGGGAAUAUAAGAUGAAAAAUAUCAGAUGUUUAGGAAUGUGGGGCCAAGAGCAAUGGUUUAAAAUGAUACUUGCGGAUCAUAGUCUUAACUUUUUGGCGAAAGAGCAAUCGAUUCAUUUAUCGCAUUUGGUUUUGCCAACUGCAACUACUUUUCAAUUACCAACCAUUAACAUAUAUGGAUUGAAAGUUAUUAAUUCUAAUUUACCGGCUAAGAAAAAUGAAGUACUUGAUAUUGUUGUUAGAGUUGGUACUGUAAAGCAGAUAUUAAUGCUUGACAUCUUGACGUAUCUUCUAGUUGUCCAAAAAUCAUUUUUAGAGGAAAUAAAUAAAGUGUUGGGUAUGGUUUACUCUGAUAAUCAAUUAAUAUCAACUGGAUCAUCAAAAGCUACCCCGAAAGCUGAUAAACGGGAUGACAAUCAGCUACUGCUAUAUUCAGUGAAACUUAAAAUGGAGGAGAUCAACUUGACCGCAAGAACUGCAACUGCUUUUGCCGUCAGACUGAAUACUGGAAAAAUAGAAGGAGAAAUAGCAAACUUCUUGUUUAUAGAAAAUAGAAAAAAAAAGCAAAUAUGGCGAAAAUUGCAUGGCUUUUUACAAUUGAAGAUUCGCUUAUCUUUAGGCCAGCUGUCAAAGGAAAGCAUUUUACAACAGUCAGCAAACAAGGAAACGUUUUUAGUAAAUGCCAUCAGACCGUCGGUCUAUGUACAAUCGGCUGCCUUUAACAAAGCCGUAAUGCUAUACAUAAACUAUAAAAAUGUAUACGAAAAUUGGCUGGAACAACGACGCACGUUGGCUUCCGAGUUUCGAACGAUUAGUCCGAAAGUACAACCGAAAGCUAAAAAUCUUGGUGAUAAUGAGAGAUCCUCAUCUGUUUUCCUUCAACUAAAUGUAUUAAACUUUGGUAUAUGCUUGCCAUUAACAAAAUCAGCGGUGCCUGCUGACCCAUUUUUGCGAAGUCGCGAUUACGAAUCCAAUCCCGCGUUAUUAUGUACUGUUGAUAGCAUGCUGAUUACAGCAUGUAAUAGUACAUCUUUGGCUGUUCGAGGGCAUUUUAAAGCAUUAUGCAUUCGCUUUACUGAUAGUAUGGGAACAGAUUCCAAAUUUUGGGCUCCUAAUCUGAAUCAAGAUUGUAUUAUGAAUUCAUGUAUUGUUCCUGAUGGAACUUAUGAGUGCUGUUCAAAGUCGGAACGAUAUAAAUCAGGGGAAUCUCAUCAAAGUGCUGGUAAAUGGUCUGUUGUAUUUUGUUGGAGGAUCUUUGGUAUCAACAUGAGCUUUGACCAAGAUAUUGGCCGCUACUUAUCACUUCUUGGAGAUGCUUUAACAUUAAUGAACGAAGCAGAUGAAACUUCAGACAUUGGUUCAAUCACUGAUGAGAGCGAUGAAUUUGUAGACUCAUUCGAAACGUUUGAUGACCGAUACGAAGACUAUGAUGUUAUGGAUAAAUAUAUUAUGGGUAUAUCACAUGAGCGGGAUACUGAAGCUAAUCAAUCUAUAAUUGACGAAGAUUUUCGGCAUUCACAUUUAAGUAAAGAUUUUGAAAAAAAAAGAAGAAAUCGAAUGUCAACUCUCGAACGUCAAACAGGAGGUGAUACGGCCAAGAUACAGAAGCACCGAAGAAGGCUUUCAGUUGGCAAAAAAAUAUUUAACUACCGGCGAACUAAACAUAUGAGUUUGCUAGCGUCUGGCUAUGAUGGUGACAUUGAACGUGAAAGUGGUAAACCGUUAUCUCAAAUGUUGGAAACGAAUCGCAACGAAGACUUUACGGGUCAUGUAGUAACUGGAGCAUCUGGCAACGAUACUGUUAUUGAAAUACAGCCGGAUACUACAGAUUCUCAAAAUAAGAAGAAAAAAGUAUCAAUAAAGGAAGAUCCGGCAUGUUACUUAAGCUAUGACGAAGGCGACCAAGCUCCAUCCGUAGCCGGAUCUUUUACUCAAUCCAAAUCAUCCACUGAUAUGAAAUUUGACUUUGAACUCGAUGUUGUACUUCAGACCGAUACAGGAAAAUGUACCCUAUAUAGUCAGUCUAUGAAACAAGCAGAUGAGUACGGAAAAAUUAGAUCAAUAAUUUACGAAUUUCAUUUAAUGAAAAAAAUGAUACGUAAAAGAUCGCAUACAAGAGAUCAUCUAAAGUCGAGUAAAUGGAGGUCUAGGAAGGCUAUUGGAUCUGUUUCGUCCGCUCAACUUGAAAGCACAAUAUUAAUGAUGCCAGACAUCGAUAUAAAAUUACGCUAUACUACGCUUAAUCAAAAGGAUGAAGAUGAAUCUAAUAAGCAGUAUCAGCCAAGUAGUUUAUCCGCGGAUACUGGCUCUGAGUCUUUUGGAACUUCAGCUGCAAAGUUGAAAACUGUUGCUACUUUACAUUUAUGGCUCUACCUUCAUUCUUUAGCUGAUGAAAUCAUCUUAACACCUAGUUUGGUUGACUUUCUUGAAGGAGCACUUGGAGAUUUAACUCCAGCUGAAGAAAUAUUAUCUCGGCGUAGUUCAGUUGAUAUGUUUUACAAUCAAGAUAUACACUCACGUGAAAGUAUUUCGAGUGAAGAAGAUGAAAAUUCUGUCCUGACAGCAAACAGAACGAGUUUAUCUAAUAUAACCUCUUUUCCGGUUAAUGCAUUUGUAUAUGUUCGCGUCGAACCCCUCGAUAUUCGUUUAAGUUGCAUGCCUGUGUCGAGAGUAGAGUGCUUAUUACAACUGCCAUCGUUAGAUUUGAUGUUUACCAGUCAUUCAGAGAAGAAAGUCAGCAUGGCUCCUUAUAUUGGCUUGGAAAGCUGCGCUGUAUCAUCUGGAAAUUCAUCAGCAUCGCUGUCCGAAAAUAUUCCUCAUGGAACUUGCUCAACAGUAUCUUUUACGGGAUAUCUUGAACGCUUUUCAUUUUCUAUAUUUCAUCCAUAUGGUCGUCAGCAUCAACCAGGAGGACGUGCUAGGAAUAAUAGUUUUGCAUCGUCGCGUAGCAAUACUGAUGGCAGAGAUUCUCUAAGUUUGCAUGUGGAAUCGGCAAAAGUUAGCAUUACCAGAAAGCGGAUUAUAAUAUCUCAAAACGAACGGUCCAGUAAUAAAUUUGAUAUUACUGACCUUGGUCGAGCUUCGGAUCCAUCUGCUAACAAAUUUCGUGUUAAAUAUCACACCGCAGGAUUAUUCGAUAUUAAAAGCGCUGAAUUCAACUACGAUAUGAGAGGAUUAUCUGAAAUUCUUGAUGUUCCCAAAGCUUGGUAUCGAAAUUCUAUUGCCAGACGACUGUUUUUGGGUAAUGUCGGUGACAGCAGCAACACGCAGACACGAUCCAGUGAAACUCCUCAGAGUAAUUGGGCUGAUGGCAAGGAAGCAAUGUUCGAAAGGCAACAUAGUAAUGAAUUUAAGUUAACAGUUCCAGCUAUUGAAAGGCAGAAAUCAGAAAGUAUAACCGAUUAUGACUCAAUGUUUGUAUUAGCUUGUAAUUUACAGCAGUUGGUCGUAACCGCAAAUAUGGGCAGCAUUAUGGGACCUACAAAUUGGAGUACAAAUGAAGUUAAAUGUCGCACGUGUCUGUAUGUUGGACACUCUGGUUACAAUAAUCUGGACGCACAGAUCGCAAUCGGUAGGAGCUCUAUAGAUUCUCGAAGUGGUACCGUUGGCGGUUUGAUAGAAUUACAGGAAUUCUCGGUGUCUGGGCAAUUUCGUGACAAUUAUGAUUGGCAGCCGCAAAAUGCGAUUUCCCUAAGUUUGCUAUUAUUAGAUGCGAGAUUAGAUUAUAUGAGUACUCCUACCAUUAUGGCGCACUUAACUAAUCUUAAGGCUAGCCUAUAUGAUAAAUGGAACAUCGUUACCACGCAAGAUCCAGAACUUAGUUCAAUCGGCUCUAUGGGUAUUAAAUUCAGUGAAUCCCCAUCAAUUACCCUUCAUGGCAAUGUGCAAUGGUGUGAAUUAUAUGCAGCGAUCUCGCAAUCGAGCCCAACAAAUCUCAUUAAGAUUAUCUUUAAACUUGAAGAAUGCUUUAGAAAACAGCAACGGAGUAGCAAGCGAGCAUUAGGAGGACGACGUCAAUCACGUAUGCGCGGUAGUUCGAUAUAUUCAAGCAAUCGUGAACAAUCAUUGGAAAACUCUGUUCAUCACUGGAUUCGACCGUUGAGAGUGUUAAAUAAGAUUAUAUUUAAAUCUGGCCUUCCUCCCUUGGAUCUUGCUAAAGUUAAUCUUGAAGGAAAUUUUUCCUUAUAUGGAAGUUUAAUAUCUUUAGCAUGCUUUGAUGGCCUUAAUUUUACGGAGAAAGUGUGGAGUCUUUUCUAUUUGCAACGACCUGCAGCAAGUUUUGUAACUUCAAUUUCCUUUUCACGUGAUAAAGAAGUAAUUGCUCGUGUAAAGCAUAGUUUAGAUGUAAAUAUAGGCAACAGUAAGGUUACACGUGAUGAUAGUAAAAUGCAUCGCCUACCUUUUCUGCCUUCUUUGGCUGGCGUAUCACAGACGGCCAAAGUUUGUCGCAUCACUCGAUUUAAGCAACGUCCACCGAAUCACGGGAAUGUACAAGAUUGGUUAGUAUACGCCUGUGUAACACCAAUUGCUGAUAGUGCUACGAGAAGGCACUACAGUCCUCAAAUGGGCGGAUUUGGAGAGCGAAAAUUUGGGACUAUGAGUAGUAAAAUGCGACCAUCAAGAUUACGAGGGAUAUAUCUAAUGCCAGAUGAACGCUAUGAAUUGGAUGUAGAAACUGUCUUUUCGUUUCCGGAAACUAAACUUACAUUAGAAACAAAUCAUACCAUUCCAGCACUGACAUUGCGAGAUCUGGAUGGGGAAAAUGACCGAGAAAUGACGAUUGAUACCUCAUGUAAUAUCACGUUUGAGAAUAGUAUUUGGCUUUCACAAGACGUUAAUCAUUUUAUCUUUCUGCAUCAAAUGAUUAAUAAUUAUAUCAAGGGAGAAGAUGAUCAAGAAGCUGAUAAGCCGCGAUUUGUUUCCCAUCGAAAUUUUGAGAGAAAAUUUGAGCGAGCAGAGAACACAUUAAAAAUGCUGCAAAUGCGUCGAUUUACUUGCAGUCACUGGUAUCUAGACCCGAAGAUUCAAUUUCUGUCAUGGGCAGGAGAAAGAACUGACCCUGUCGGCAUCGAUUGGGUUUUAAAUAAGUUAGGAUUUGAAAAUGCCCAUAGCACAAUACCGAAAUACUUGCAACGUGGUUUACUGGAUCCAAUGGAUGUAUUUGUUGCACUCGUUCUCUAUGAAAUUAUUAAAGAUAAUAAUAAGAAGAAUAGCCAAAGCAAAUGA
Molecule: messenger RNA, 13173 nt
Organism: Trichoplax adhaerens
Lineage: Eukaryota; Metazoa; Placozoa; Uniplacotomia; Trichoplacea; Trichoplacidae
Exons: 55
Coding region: 1-13173 (4390 amino acids)
Source: RefSeq, a predicted model, not a curated record